AUGCCCAUGCAGAUUAUCAUAUCUGUACUUCUAUUUGUUAUAGGUAUAACAAUUCUGAUUGUGAUUCAUGUUUGUAUUGUUGGGAGAGCUUUCAGAGGAAACUACAUCAAUGGUCGGAAUUUUGUUCCCAGUCGAAUCAGUCGAGUCCCGGGCUUGUCUUCCGAUGACAUAAAACAGCUGCCGUGUUUCGACUACAAAGUGGAGGAGAAAGGGAAUAGUCCAGUAGAAUGCGUUGUGUGUUUGGAGAAUUUCAAGGCAGGUGAAAAGUGCAGGAUGCUGCCUAUUUGCCAUCACAGUUUUCAUGUUCAAUGCAUAGAUUCUUGGCUUUUGAAAACUGCUGCUUGUCCAAUCUGUAGAACAAGAGCUAAUGCGCCACAAACUGGUGAAGAAACUAGUUAUUCAAGUGAAGUUGGAGUUGAAUUGGGAUAG
This is a messenger RNA of Fraxinus pennsylvanica, 429 nucleotides long. The record is from the annotation of a GenBank genome assembly. Lineage: Eukaryota; Viridiplantae; Streptophyta; Magnoliopsida; Lamiales; Oleaceae.